UGAGGGUUUUUUUUUUUCGGAAACAAAACCCCGGAGCUGAGCGGCUGAUCCUCCCCGGAUUCAGGUCACCGUCUGUGGGCGUAUCUGAGUCGGAAUGUCGGCUUUUUGCAGCAGAACUGCGGCUGGCAUGGUGAGGCCCUGCGGCUUCGUGAGGCUGCGUCACCUGGUGAAGCCCGUCUCCGCCACCCGGGUGGCCGGCAGGUACCUGAGCCACCAGAGGGGGCUGCCGAGCCUGCCGGUGCCCCCGCUGCAGCAGACCUGCGAGCGCUACCUUACGGCCCUGGAGCCCAUCGUGGAGGCGGAGGAGCUGAGCCGGACCCGGCAGCUGGUCCAGCAGUUCCAGGAGGCCGACGGCGUCGGGCAGCGGCUGCAGAGAGGCCUGGAGAGACGGGCGAGGGACACGGAGAACUGGCUCUCCCAGUGGUGGGUCCAGGUGGCCUACCUGGAGUACCGGCUGCCGGUGGUGGUCCACUCCAGUCCGGGCCUGGUUCUGCCCAGGAUGGACUUCAGGGACAAACGAGGACAGAUCAGGUGAACAAACUGAUCCUGGUGGCGUUGGGAUGAAUUCACCUUUUGGAGGAACGAACCUGAAAUGAUUCACUUCUCAGAGAAUCAGCCUGUGGUUUGUUCUUCAUUCUGUUUGUCUAAAUGUAGUUUAAAUGUAGAAAGUUCUUCUGUCCAGAAUGUGAAUCCAGACCUGCGGCUCCUUGGUUUCAUUUUCCGUCUCUCUGCUCCCCCCCAGUUCUUCCAGCUGGACGUCUACCACAGCGACGGGACGCCUCUGACUCCAGACCAGCUCUGUGACCAGCUGGACAAGAUCUGCAGAGCUUCACCGGGUCCCGGCGCCGAACGUGUCGGGAUCCUGACCACCCAGCACCGAGACGUCUGGGGGAAAUCCUACCUCAACCUCAUCAGAGACCCGACCAACCAAGCGUCCGUGUCGUCGAUCCAGAGGAGCAUCUUCGCGCUGUGUCUGGACGGACCCGGAUCUGCGGAUCGGAGCCGCAGCGCUGCGGCCGUCCAGAUGCUGCACGGCGGCGGCAGCCGGCGCCACAGCGCCAACCGCUGGUUCGACAAGACGCUGCAGUUCGUCGUGGGCGAAGACGGGACCUGCGGGGCGAACUACGAACACGCCCCGGCUGAAGGCCCGCCCAUCGUGGCGCUGAUCGACCACGUGGUCGAGUUCACGAGGAAGUUGGACACGUCUCCGUCUCCUGCAGCGUCUCUUCCUGUCCCUCGGAAACUCCCCUUCGUCGUCUCGGCAGAGCUGAAGAGGGACAUCGAGGCGGCCGAGGCCAGCAUGGACAGCCUGGCCCAGGACCUGGACAUGAGGGUCUCUGUGUUCGGACACUUUGGGAAAAACGUGCCGAAGUCCCACAGGAUGAGUCCGGACGCCUUCAUCCAGGUCGGCCUGCAGCUGGCCUUCUACAGGAAGCACCGGCGCUGCUGCGCCACGUACGAGAGCGCCUCGCUGCGGAUGUUCCGACUGGGCCGCACCGACACGAUCCGAUCGGCUUCCAGCGCCUCGGCUGCCUUCGUUAAGGCCUUCGACGACACCAGCAAGCAGAACCAGGAGAAAGUGGGUCUGAUGGAGGAAGCUGUGAAAGCCCACAGGUCGUACACCAACACGGCGAUCAGCGGGCAGGCCAUCGACAGACACCUGCUGGGCCUGAAGCUGCAGGCGGCCGAGGAGAAACUUCCCGUCCCAGAGAUCUUCAGAGAUCCUGCCUUCGCUAAAGCUCUGCACUACCGACUGUCCACCAGCCAGGUACCACCGGACCGGACCGGACCGGACCGCUCUGGGUCCAGAACCCGACCCGGAUCCAAGCCUGUCACUAUAACAAAUGAUGCAGUGAACGAUAACAUUGUUGCUUUGAGUCCAUUUCCAGUAAUAUACCGUUAAAAUUUAAAGCUUUAAAAUUUAACAUUUUAAAUGUAAAAUAAAAAUAAAAACCCAAAUAAAGUGAAUUGUAAUGUUUCUGGAAACAAAAGCUGAUUUAAACUCCUGCUCCACUGAUGAUGAUCUGCCAGUUGGUGUUUGUCGCUUUUAUUUUCAUCUGAAACACCAGAUUCCACAGCACAUCUACAUGCUAAGGUUUCAUGGUCAAGCUAGCAUAACUGAGCUACUUUCCUUUUCUUCGCUACAAAUUGUUCCUAACCUUGUUAACUCGCUAUGUUGGUGUUGACAAUCAGUAGCAAUGCACUGCAUCCAGUUUCCUUUAAGAUUUAGUGCGUUAUGUUGCUAACUUAGCAGCUAACAUCAAUGCUAGUCAUUGUUAGCUA
Poecilia reticulata (guppy) is the source of this 2283-nucleotide messenger RNA. Lineage: Eukaryota; Metazoa; Chordata; Actinopteri; Cyprinodontiformes; Poeciliidae. The record is from RefSeq and is a predicted model, not a curated record.